This is a messenger RNA of Lytechinus pictus (painted urchin), 3713 nucleotides long. RefSeq lists its product as uncharacterized. Gene Ontology annotation, biological process: signal transduction. Gene Ontology annotation, molecular function: protein binding. The coding region runs from base 362 to 3355 and encodes 997 amino acids. Lineage: Eukaryota; Metazoa; Echinodermata; Echinoidea; Temnopleuroida; Toxopneustidae. The record is from RefSeq and is a predicted model, not a curated record. The transcript is spliced from 17 exons.
AAUGACAAUGAUUGCCCAUGCUUCUCCUUUGUCAGCCUUUCUGUGGAAAAUAUAUGACUCUAAUGGAUUUAUGAUGAAAUGGUUAUAAUAAGCCAUAGCUUUUGGUCAAUAUCCUCUGCCGUCCGAAAUGAAUGAGCCCGUACAAUGUUCAUAUAGCUCAUUCUCUAUAAGCACUGUAGACUACGUGUGAUACAUUGGGGAUAUUAGCUACUUCGCAAAUAUACUUCAUUCAUUUAGUUACCACGGAUCAUUAGCCCUACAUAAAAGCUGUAUUGGAUACCAUGCGACUAGCUACAGUUAUAUCCACAAUUAAGCUAGUGAUCGCCCUAUAACAAACCUAUUUUCGUGAUUAUCAACAAACAUGGCGGAAAAUCCGGAGGAACUGAGGGAAUUCAUCGAGAAGAAUCCAUCGAAACUGAACGACUAUCUUCCUCGAGUCUUAGAAUGUAUUAAGAAGGAUGACGAUGGCGAGUUCAUCAAAGAGUUGAAAUAUGCACUGCGGGAUGAGAUGAUGGAUGCGGCCAAGGCGGCGAAAAAUAAGCACGAACAAAUGAUGGCUGACAUAUGCGUGGAAUGCAUGAAGAAGAAGACAGAGUUGUAUCUGGCCAGGGCCAAGGAUAUAUUUAACGAGAAAAAUGUGAUCAAAUGGAAGGGCCACGAGGGUGCCAUAGAAAGGAUUCUCCAAGACUUUGCACAACCCAUUCCUUGGGUACCUACAGAUCGCGAGAAGAGAGACAUGGAGUCGGGCGAGGAGAAGAACCUGUCCUGGUGGGAAUCGGGUAAACAUCUCAAGAGAACCAUUGAGGAGAUGAUAGAAGCAUUCAGUCGAGACAAAGUUCUGAAGAAGGUUGCUGGGUCCUUCCUUACCCUUCUGAAGGCGUGUCUUGAUAGUGCGUCAGAUAUGCACGUCGUGGUGGCUCUUGGGAUAGUGGAAACAACUGAAAUGACGUGGGAGGGAACUGAAAAACAGAUACCAGGUGUUUUUGAGGCUUUUUGUACAUGGCUUCGCCGUGAUGACACUGACUUUGAAGGGAAUCUUGAUCUCAGGUACCUAGCUAAUGGUGUCAUAGACUGGGAUAUCUUAGAAAAUGCAGGAAAAUCGAGCCAGGAGCCUUUAAAGAAAAUCAUGCAAUAUUGUAUAGAGCAAGAACUUGAAGGAGAUGAGCAGCCUGCAGGUCUAUCGGUUCACGGGAAUAUCCUUCGAAAAAUAGUUUCAGGAUUCAUCAUAAAGAAAAAGGACAAAGUCAAGGCAUAUCAGGAUCUCAUGCCAUUCGUUGUAAAACUUCUCAGUUGCGACGUCACAGGGCUAGAACAAGUGGCGGCAAACGCCAUUGGACAAUCGGAAAUCUAUGAUAACGGAGAGCUUCUGGCGCCAUUUGGGGACGCCAUAGCUGAUGCCUUCUUGGACAGCAAGUUCGAGGGCUCUUCCGGUGGUUUGGCUCUCAACAGCUUCUUUCGAUUUAACCCGGAAGUUGUUCUCUCACGAAUUGACCGCAUUGUUGUACUCCUCGAAGAUAUGGGAAGUGACGACAAAAGGAGACUGUAUAUGCUACUCGACGAUGUCAGUAAACAGAAACCGAAGGUUUUAGUACCUCAUAUCGACCUGAUGUUCGAGGAUGUCUGCAACGCUUCUCUGGUACACUUCUGCUUCAUGACCUUGGCCAACAUAUCCCUAAAACACGCUGAGCACUUCGUCAAGCAUAUAGACAGGUGUCUUAAAGCCUGGAAGCAGAACCCAAAUGAAGCUGCUUCCGCUUGUAGAGUCAUCGCAAGUGUCGGCCGUCUCAAUGAGAAAGAGGCAGCUAGAUGUUUGAAGAUCCUGUUCACCAAACUAAAGAGCAUUGAUGCUAUGUGGACCGGUGUGGUGCUCAUGGAAGUCAAGAGGGUAGCCAGAGACCACAAGGAAUGCUUAGCGGUCUACAAACCGAACAUUGAGAAGCUUAGGACGUGCCAACAGAUCGGGGUUCCAGAUCUGGUCCAGGACUUGAUCAAUUUUCUAGAAGGCAGAAGCCUUCUAGUACUCAGUGAAGACGUUGCUGAGCAAAGAGAAGACAUCGACAAUUUGGACAAUAGGGUAACCAACACUGAGAAUGAUGUCUCAAGAAUCGAUGAGACAGUGGCCCAACAAGCUGAAGAUAUCGAGAAUGUGAAGAGCGACGUCAACGACCAGGGCCAAAGACUUGAUGAGUUGGAAGAAGUCGUGGACGAGACGGUCGAGAAAGUGGAAGAGAUUGACCACAAGACCAUUACUAACGCUCCUAAAUGGUCAAGGGACGUUUCGAAGCUGUUAAACCCCGAGCAUGAGCACGAUUGGAGGUUCUUGGCCGUCCGUCUCGGCUACUCCGGUGAAGACAUCCGCAACUGGGCUCUGUCACCCGACCCUACCAUGGCCAUCCUGGCAGAAUGGUAUACCACUCACAAGAGCAGUGAUGCCACCUACGCCAUACUUAGUGCCUUGGAGGACAUGGGCAGGACCGAUGCGGCAGAAAUCAUCACGCAGUCACUAGAGGAAGCAGAAAUGCUGGUGCCACAAGCACCAUCAGACGACUUUGAGAAGCCCCCGACAGUAUUCUUAAGCUACCAGUGGGACCACCAACCGGAAGUGAAGGCCAUCCGCAAGCACCUAGAGAUGGCCGGGUUUCCUUGUUGGAUGGACAUUGGUCAGAUGGGUGGAGGAGAUCAGUUAUUCGCCAAGAUCAGCCAGGGCAUGAGGUCAUCCAAAGUGGUACUCUGUAUGGUGACAGAGAAAUACUCCAACUCCGAGAACUGUAACAAAGAGGUGAAUCUUGCCAAUCUGCUGAACAAGCCAAUCAUUCCCGUCCUCAUUGACCAAACCAGAUGGCCGCCAGAGGGCGCCAUGAGCAUGCUUUUCGCACAGCUACUUUACAUUCAAUUCUUCAACGACAAGGAAUACGUGAGGGGAGAAAAGUUCUGGGACGAUGCAAAGUUCUCAGAACUUCUGGGCCAGAUAUCAUACCAUGCCACCCCGGAUGAAAGCAUGGUUUCCGACGAGUACCGAGACUGGAUUCCUCAAGUAGAAGACACUCCACUCACCGUGAAGAAGGUAUCAGAUGAAACAGGGAACACGACGGCGCUGCAACAGAACACAGCAGUAACGGAAUCUUCGGAGCAUCCAUCGGUGUUCAUCUCAUACCAGUGGGGCAAGCAACCCGAGAUCAAGAGACUGUUCUCACGUCUCAGUGGUUUAGGCUACCACUGUUGGUUAGAUAUCAAUCAAAUGGGUGGUGGGGAUCCACUCUAUUCCAAGAUUGACAAGGGAGUCAGGAAUGCUAAGGUAUUAAUAUCCAUGAUCACCAUAUCAAAAAAAUUAGCAAAAUGUCCCCCCCCCCAAUAAUAAUAAUGUGCACUAUUAUCUAUAGUUGAACCAUAAAGGGUUUCAUCUCUAACCUGAGAUAGUAUCGAAUGAUUAUAUCACAGUUAAGUAUGCGAUGUUUGUUAAAACAUCCUGAAUAUAAUUAACUCUCAUCUUCAGGUAACUCUGGUUGGUAUUUAUGAGAGAGGUGUGGCUUGGCUUCCAGUGUUCUCUACGGUCUGGGGAAUUUUUGGAAAAUGCUGAGGCUUGCUGUUUGGUCGAAUGUCUGCCGACAUUUUCAUUUUGGCAAAGUCCUUCACAGGCUGUCUUCUUAACUUGGUGAUUACAUAGAUCAUCCGGACUAAAUGAUUGAUUGAUUGAUUUUAUCCCCCCCCCCCCC